Messenger RNA from Monopterus albus (swamp eel), 2235 nucleotides. It is a transcript of the gene kcnj11, whose product is annotated as potassium inwardly rectifying channel subfamily J member 11. Gene Ontology annotation, molecular function: ATP-activated inward rectifier potassium channel activity. Bases 1048 to 2235 code for a protein of 395 amino acids. Gene Ontology annotation, cellular component: plasma membrane. Gene Ontology annotation, biological process: regulation of monoatomic ion transmembrane transport; potassium ion import across plasma membrane. The transcript has a single exon. Lineage: Eukaryota; Metazoa; Chordata; Actinopteri; Synbranchiformes; Synbranchidae. The record is from RefSeq and is a predicted model, not a curated record.
UGUUUUGUUGUUUGUGAUGAUGACUGAAGUGUUUUUGCACUUGACUUAUUUUCCUGAACAAAACAAAUGAGUCAUCCGUGGAUAGAUAAGGAGUAUCCCAGGAUAAGAGCCACACACACUGCAUAGUGAUCAUCGUUGUGAGUGUCAGUUUGGGCUAAGAGGCCUCACUUGCUGCCAGGAUUGACAUUAGAAACGUUGCGUGGAUGCCAGAGGAGCGGAGUGUCCCCUUAGAGAAAGUGUUUCCAUGGGUAAUAUGGCAAGGAGGAGUCCAGCAGCUUUUAAAACCCAGUGAAUGAAAAGAAUUGGACUCUGAUUCCUGUUGUUGAACAGCUCACUUUCUAGUCAUGUUUAAAGCGGGGGCGGUUUAUACUAAACAGCCCGAGGGUGGCUGAGUGACAUUUUUAACCCAUUAUAAACAGUAAACAGACCAUGAGCUCCCUGUGGGAUUUGGGCCGCACAACCUACUAGUUUUUAAGUCUUAACAGGGCCUCUCCUACAGUCUUGCUGAAAAAUCACAGAAUGGGCACCAUGGAGAUUGCGUAGGAGGGACUCUCUCUCUCCACUUCAUUCUCCAUCUCACGAUACCGAGCUCUAGUGAAGUGGUGGGAACAGUAUACAGGCCACUGCGCCACUUGAUCCCUUCUCAUGCAAACGUGAUCAAACCCUGCACAGAGGCUCGUUAUGCUCCUGAAACACAAUUUUACACCACGCACUGAAUUUCUUAUAGGCGCCACCACCGAUGGGCUGAUGGGGUAGGGAGACGCACACAUGCCCCGCGUGUAAGUGCUGUGAGUGACGGGGGCAGCUGCGGAGCCUGAACAAGUAACUUCUCACGGGACCUCGCGGUUGUGAAGCGCCUGACCUGGAGGAAACGCGAGGAGCGCGCAUAUCCCCAAAACAGACACGACUCUCUCUUCUGCGCCCGACAGCUGCAGAGGAGCUGGUAAGAAAAGGCACCGAGAGAGAGGAAGCAUAAUUCAUCUUUCAACUGGGCAGAGACGGUGCCUUCAAAAACAAAAAGCAGUGGGUGUGUAGCAUGGGAGCGCUAUGCUGUCCAAUAAAGGACUCAUCCCCGAGGAUUACUUGCUGACACGUUUAGCUGAGGAUGUGCUGCAGCCCAAGUUCAAGGCGAAACCGAAAAAAGCUCGGUUCGUCGCCAAGAACGGCACCUGCAAUGUGGCCCACACUAACAUCCGAGAACAGGGCCGAUUCUUGCAGGACGUCUUCACCACUCUCGUGGAUUUAAAAUGGAUCUACACGCUCAUCAUUUUCACUAUGUCCUACCUGUGCAGCUGGCUUCUUUUCGGAAUGAUGUGGUGGCUCAUUGCCUUUGCGCACGGCGACAUGGACCAGAGAGAGCAUGGCUUCGUCCCGUGCGUAACCGACGUGAAGUCAUUCUCCUCCGCUUUCCUCUUCUCCAUAGAGGUCCAGGUGACCAUUGGCUUCGGAGGCCGGAUGAUCACAGAGGAGUGCGUCUCCGCCAUGAUAGUCCUGAUCGUGCAGAAUAUCGUCGGGCUGGUAAUCAACGCCAUCAUGCUCGGCUGCAUCUUCAUGAAAACUGCACAGGCCAACCGGCGCGCAGAGACGCUCAUUUUCAGCAAACACGCCGUCAUCUCAGUACGAAACAACAAGCUGUGUUUCAUGGUCCGUAUCGGGGACCUAAGGAAAAGCAUGAUAAUCAGCGCCACCGUGCGGAUGCAGGUGGUCAGGAGAACUGCCACCGAGGAAGGUGAGGUGGUGCCUUUGGACCAGAUCGAUAUCCUCAUGGAUAACCCGGUGGGUACCAACGGUAUCUUCCUGGUGUCCCCCAUCAUCAUCUGCCACGUGAUCGACAAAAACAGCCCUCUCUACGAGAUGUCCGCCUCUGACUUGCAGCACCAGGACAUCGAAGUGGCCGUGGUGCUGGAAGGGGUGGUGGAGACCACUGGCAUCACCACGCAGGCCAGAACCUCUUAUGUGUCGGAGGAGAUUCUGUGGGGAGAGCGCUUCGUACCCACAGUCUCCGAGGAGGACGGGAUGUACGCGGUGGACUACUCCAAGUUUGGUAACACCAUGAAGGUCCCGACGCCGUGCUGCAGCGCGAAGAAACUGGAUCAAGCAGGUGGCAUCGCUCGGUUGAAACAGUACGAGGGCGUCACCUUGCGGCCGUCUGUGAGAAAGCGGCCCGCCGGUCCAGGAUGGAGACUUAGCACACUGAAGAUCUAUGUGAACCACGUCUACCGGCAGUUUAUAUGA